GCCGGACGUAUUUUUAAAUUGCGACAACAAUGGCUGCCUUCAGUAGUCGAUCAUGCCUCCAGUAUUUAUUGCAUCUUGCCCAGGAUAAUCUAGACUUCAGGUUACCGGAAAUAAAAGCUCUGCUGGCUCUCAGAGGGAAACCAUUUCAUCCCUGUGAAAACUUCAGAGAAAAGUCUCCUUUCUGGUGCCUGGAUGGUUUGUCUGAGGAAGAUGUCCACAGCAUCAUGGCCAGAUCUGUGUGUGCAAAGUCUGCUUUUGAACUGUGGGGCCACGGGCAAACACACAGUGAACUCAGAACAUCCCUUCUGAACUUCCCCUCAGAAAUCAUGAGUCCAUUCAUGCACAAAGACUCCACAUACAGGAUAAACGUCUACACAUUCAACAAAACUUUGCUGUUUGCAGACAGAAUCAAAAGGAUCGAUGCCUUGGAGUAUCUUCCCUUUGAGGGGACAGUAAGCCUUAAGAAUCCCCAGCACAUCUUCUGCUUAUUAGAGGAUUACGGCACAGACCCCAACAAUAUCCCUGAGGAUCCCAAUUACAUCUACUUCGGCAGAUGGAUAGCAGACGGUCAGCGUGAUCUGAUUCGCUCCCACAGUGUGAAGAACAGACACUUCAUAGGAAACACCAGCAUGGACGCUGGCCUCUCAUUCAUCAUGGCCAACCACGCCAGGGUCAAACAGGAUGACCUAGUUUUUGACCCAUUUGUAGGCACAGGGAGCCUGCUGGUUGCGUGUUCUCAUUUUGGAGCUUAUGUAUGUGGAACUGACAUUGAUUACAACACUAUUCACGGGAAAGGUCGGUCAAGCCGUAAAAACCAAAAGUGGCGAGGGCCCGACGAGAACAUCAGAGCCAACCUGCGGCAGUACGGGGCACAGAAGAUGUACGUGGACGUGAUGGUGUCUGAUGCCUCCAAGCCUGCGUGGAGGGAUGCUGCUCUGUUUGAUGCUAUCGUUACUGACCCUCCAUACGGUAUCCGGGAAGCCACGAGGAGAACAGGCUCCCACAAGGACAUUGCUAAACCUGCUGAAGGCGUUUUUGAAGAGUCUCACGUCCCAGUCUCACAGGCGUACCACCUGAGUGACAUCUUCACAGAUCUGUUAAACUUCUCCGCCCACCACCUGGUCAUGGGAGGGAGGCUCGUCUACUGGCUGCCUGUCUACAGGCCAGAGUACUGCGAGGAGAUGGUUCCUCUUCAUCCAUGUCUCCAGCUCAUCAGCAACUGUGAGCAGACACUCUCAAGCCACACCUCACGGCGUCUGAUCACCAUGGAAAAGAUCAAAGAACCAGAGGAAUUUGAUAGCCUGGCCCAUCUGUCAGAUCCCCGCUUCAGCGCCUACCAGGGUCACAAUGCCUUCAGAGAGAAGUACUUCAGUGGACUUAACAAAAAGUCCACCAAGGAGAACAACAAAUCUGACGUUAGCGGGGACUGAACGCAUCAGUGGGAUGAAGAUCACCAAAUUUCCUCAGUGUCUUAUCAAAAAAGAUGAAACUUUUUAAUCAGCGCAUUGUUGUCAGUGCUCUCAAAAGAAAAACAAGUUAUCCCAUUCUUAAAAAAUCUAUUUGUUUUUUAUUUCUUUGCAAAUAAACCAAAAAUGUGCGUGUUCUUUCUGAGUGGUACUUUUGAGAGUCUGAAAUUGGGUAAGAGAAAGGGAAACGAAGUGCAUCUCUAUAACAAAUAUUUUCUAAUGUAACAUUUAUAAUUUAGCUGUUAAUUGUAAAAUGUGGUAAUUAAGAAUUGACCAGAGUCCCCAAAACAUGGAUCCAUGAUGCAGGUUGUGCAUAGUUCAUAAUGUGGAACGUUCUACCUGGAAGACACCAGUGUCUAUGUAUGUAUGUCACAUGCUCAGAUACUAAAAACCCAAAUAUAUGAUUGCUGAUGUCACUGUCAUAACACAGCUCUGCCAUAACCACAUUCCAAAAGUGUUUUCACACUCUCUGUUACCUAGCAACUGGUCUUUAUGUGUAAAAUUGAUAAGAGUCUAUAUUUUCUCAUAUUUACUAUAAUUUUACCCCCAUGAUGCCAGUGCAUCUUAUACAGAUGAGGUCAAAAUGAUUACCCGCCCUAUAAAAUUGAAAUUUUCUGUCAAAAAUUUUUAUUAAAAAAGUGUUUUUUUUAGCGUAGCAUUCCUAACCAUACUGAUUUUCCCCAUAAAAGAUAAAUUAUUCCAGAGAAUAAUUCAGAACAAACAAAAUUGACCAGGAUCAACAUUAUUAGCCCCCUGAGAAACUGACCAUUUCACUGAGCCAUAGUACAACCCACAGCUGUGUCUAAGAAUCCAAAAUUAAACUGGGAUGUUUGGAAAACCUGUCUUAAAAAUGACUUGCUCUGUUGAACAGCGCUUUGGAAAUCCUUAAACAAAAGAUUUAAAUUUCAUAGGGGUGCUAAUAAUUCUGUCCUCAUCUUUACAUUAGCUCUGUCAGUUUAACCGACUUU
Maylandia zebra (zebra mbuna) is the source of this 2434-nucleotide messenger RNA. It is a transcript of the gene trmt11, whose product is annotated as tRNA methyltransferase 11. Gene Ontology annotation, biological process: methylation. Gene Ontology annotation, cellular component: cytoplasm. Lineage: Eukaryota; Metazoa; Chordata; Actinopteri; Cichliformes; Cichlidae. Gene Ontology annotation, molecular function: nucleic acid binding; tRNA (guanine(10)-N2)-methyltransferase activity. The record is from RefSeq and is a predicted model, not a curated record.